This is a messenger RNA of Aspergillus ibericus CBS 121593, 270 nucleotides long. RefSeq lists its product as uncharacterized. NCBI's taxonomy places the organism in Eukaryota, Fungi, Ascomycota, Eurotiomycetes, Eurotiales, Aspergillaceae. The transcript is spliced from 2 exons. The record is from RefSeq and is a predicted model, not a curated record. Bases 43 to 237 code for a protein of 64 amino acids.
ACGAUUGGGACGGGAUCCAGCGGAUUCUGAACAUCCCGGACCAUGAUGCAGCCGAGUUACGAAGAUGCGCAAGCACUGGCCGGUUUUGAGGCGACCAGCUGGGGACUGAACGUGCGGUGUCGGGCGGUUAGGGCUCGGAAGGUAUUGGGGUGGGAACCCUCGCGUCCGAGCUUGGAGGAGGAAUUGCCGCAGAUUGUGAAGGAGGAGUGGGCAUUACUCCAGGAGGAUGCACACUGAUGACCAGAUACCUUGCCACCGAUGCAGUGACGC